Molecule: messenger RNA, 703 nt
Organism: Teleopsis dalmanni
Lineage: Eukaryota; Metazoa; Arthropoda; Insecta; Diptera; Diopsidae
Exons: 4
Coding region: 1-390 (129 amino acids)
Biological process (GO): mesoderm morphogenesis
Cellular component (GO): extracellular region
Molecular function (GO): heparin binding; growth factor activity
Source: RefSeq, a predicted model, not a curated record
AUGUCUGGCUUCAAAAACACACAAUCGACUUGCCGUUAUACUAAGAGCGCUUGGACUGAAUGUGAUGCCAAAACCAAUAUGCGUUCCCGGACACUUACAUUGAAGAAGGGCGAAGCCAAUUGUUUACCCACCCGAACUAUGCAAAAGAAAUGCAAGAAAACGUGUCGUUAUGAAAAAGGAUCUUGGUCUGAGUGCAACAGCAACGGUCAAAUGACACGACAGGAUAAAUUGAAAUCAACAGGCAACGCUGCUGACUCCAGCUGUGUAGCUGUGCGGGACGUAAACAAGAAAUGUAAUCCUGGCGGUGCUAACAAACAGGCUGGCAAAGCCAAUAAGGAACGCAAAAACAAGGAUAAAGCAAACCGUCGUACUCAAGCUUCUCCAGCCUAAACUAUGUUCGUCGAUUUAGGCGAUCAAUGGAUGGUGUAGCAGUUAUCAACGAAUUAGUUAUAAAUAAAAUGCAUUAGAUUAAGAAAUUGAAAUAAUUUUUAAUAAAGUUUACAAACUCAAAAAGAUCAAAUUAUCAACAACAUUUAAAACAAAAUGAAAAUAUAAAUUUUAUGUAAGGAAUUAUUUGAAUCACAAAAAUUUUUACUACAACUUAAUGAACUUAGUAUUAAGCUUAUAAUGUAAAUUUAAGAGAAAAACAUUUUAAAAUUUAUAAAAACUUGAUUUUAUUUAAAUAAAUAAAUUUUUUUUAAAU